Messenger RNA from Eucalyptus grandis, 961 nucleotides. Its product is annotated as MFP1 attachment factor 1-like. Lineage: Eukaryota; Viridiplantae; Streptophyta; Magnoliopsida; Myrtales; Myrtaceae. Gene Ontology annotation, biological process: mitotic cell cycle; lateral root development. The record is from RefSeq and is a predicted model, not a curated record.
CCUUACCCCAAAAUACUUUAAUCCCCAGGAAAAUCCCUUCGCCUUCCUUCCCCCAGCGCCUCCAAAUAAAAAGGCCACCCAAAAUUAAUAAUGUCGGACUCAGACAUCACCACCGCCACCGCUGCCGCUGCCGCCGCCGACGCCGCCGACGAGGUCUCCCUCCGCCGCCCCCGCCUUCCCACCCCAGCCCCCGCCCCCGCCGCCGCCGCCCCAGAUGGAGGAGACCGUGCAGGAUCCGGCCCUUCCGGAGCCCCGGAAGGAGGCCGGCGCCGCCCCCAACGUCGCCUUCAGCAUCUGGCCCCCAUCCCAGCGCACCCGCGACGCCGUCGUCGCCCGCCUCAUCGAGACCCUCUCCACCUCCGUCCUCUCCAAGCGCUACGGCACCGUGCCCCAUGACGAGGCCGCCUCCGCCGCCCGCGCCAUCGAGGAGGAGGCCUUCAACGCCGCCGGCGGGGCCGCCGCCGCCGACGACGACGGCAUCGAGGUCCUCCAGAUCUACUCCAAGGAGAUCAGCAAGCGGAUGCUCGACUCCGUCAAGACCCGCGCCGUCGCCGCCACCGCCUCCCCCGCCGCGACGCCGGAGGGCGGCGCGUCCCCGGCCCCCGCCCCCGGCGGAGACGCCGCUCCCGCCGCCGCCGGCGCCAACGAGGAGGCCUCUUCUACCGUGGAGUCGGAGCCUUAGGUUUUGCUCUUCAGCUCAUGAGGGGGGCGCCUCCUUUUUUGUUGUUGUUGUCGGUUUAGAGAUCUAAUGUGGAUAUUUAUCGUGAUACAUUGAGGGUUAUUACUUAGCAUCUUUCUUGAUCUGGCUCGCUUGGACUGAAUAUCGAUUAUGGUGGUCGUUAAUGUGAGAAUGUUGUCUUGAUCUGUUCAUAUUCAGGUCUCCGCGAUUGCCUUCAUGGCACCCGUGAUCGUUAUAUGGGUAUGAUCACUUAAUGCAUUGUGGGCUUCUGUUCAAAUUCAA